Messenger RNA from Microstroma glucosiphilum, 371 nucleotides. RefSeq names its product ribosomal protein S30. Bases 94 to 279 code for a protein of 61 amino acids. The record is from RefSeq and is a predicted model, not a curated record. Gene Ontology annotation, cellular component: cytosolic small ribosomal subunit; ribosome. Lineage: Eukaryota; Fungi; Basidiomycota; Exobasidiomycetes; Microstromatales; Microstromataceae. Gene Ontology annotation, molecular function: structural constituent of ribosome. The transcript is spliced from 4 exons. Gene Ontology annotation, biological process: translation.
CGUUGCUCAAGGUCACUCUGAUCGUAGUGGCGGUCGGGGUGCCUGUCCUGGCCUGUGUAGCCGUGGGAUUGGCCCACUCCAAAGUAAUUCAACAUGGGAAAAGUCCACGGAUCCCUCGCUCGUGCCGGUAAGGUCAAGUCGCAGACACCAAAGGUCGAGAAGCAAGAGAAGAAGAAGACCCCCAAGGGAAGGGCUAAGAAGAGGAUCCUUUACAACCGCCGAUUCGUCAACGUCCAGCUCGGCCCCGGUGGAAAGCGCAAGAUGAACUCGAACGCCUAAAGAGCGUCGUCCUUUAUCGGUCGCUUUGUCAGGUGCAUUCUGUGCUCUCGAGUCCAGCCGUAGACGUCUGCCCUCGAUCCACAUUGUAUUUU